Belonocnema kinseyi is the source of this 5165-nucleotide messenger RNA. RefSeq names its product ATP-binding cassette sub-family A member 17-like. Gene Ontology annotation, biological process: lipid transport; transmembrane transport. Gene Ontology annotation, molecular function: lipid carrier activity; ABC-type transporter activity; ATP binding. The transcript is spliced from 24 exons. Lineage: Eukaryota; Metazoa; Arthropoda; Insecta; Hymenoptera; Cynipidae. Gene Ontology annotation, cellular component: intracellular membrane-bounded organelle; membrane. Bases 108 to 5033 code for a protein of 1641 amino acids. The record is from RefSeq and is a predicted model, not a curated record.
GUUGCAAGUGCGCUACAAAAAGUGAAGUUAUAAUAUAAAUAAUUAAUAAACUUUUCUUGAAUAUUAUUUUCAACGAGUGAAACUUCUGUAGUGCAGUGAGUGUGACCAUGGAGGAAAAGUGGAGACUUUUUCGUUUGUUGUUGUGGAAGAAUUAUUUGAUUCGAAAAAGACAUUGGAAAGUGCCAUUAUUCCUUCAAAUUUUGCUUCCCGUGUGUACAUUUCUGAUUAUGCAAAAAAUCAGAUCAUUAUCUUUUGAUCGAAAAAACCCCGAAAAUGUCAAGUAUUACCCUAUAGAUACGUUAACGAAGGAAAGUCUUGAGUCUCAUAAUAUUCUCCUCCACUAUGCACCAGAAAAUAAUUUCACUACCGCACUGGUGAAGAAAACCACACAAUGCCUCUCAAUUCAUCCUGCGAAUGUAACUGGAUUUCCUUCAGAAGAAGAAAUGCUGAAAAAUCAUUAUUUUGAUGACAGAGUUGGUGUAUAUUAUGCAAUUCUUGCAAUCAUAUUCAAAGAUGAUGAAUCCUCUUCUCGAAAAUACCUUGAUUAUACCGUAAGAUCUUCUCAGGACACUCCAAUUUCAUUAUUUGGAGGUGGUUUACAAGAUUAUUAUCAUUCUUUUUAUGCUCGAUACUGUUUUCUGAAUGCUGUUCCUUAUGUGCAAACUCAAAUGUGCAUCGAUGAAGCUUUUAUUAAUAUAUCAGCUCCAAAUCCUUCGAUUUCACAUAAGGUAUUCAUACAGAGAAUGCCUACAUCAAGAAAUGGGGGACGACUCCACUUUGAUGAAGGUUCGAGAUUAAUUUUUUCUAUAACAGCUGUCGGGGUUUUUUUCGUAACGCUGUGCCUCGAAGCUUCUUUUUCUGCAAGUGAAAAGUAUAUAGGAGUCAACAUUCUGAUGGCGCAAAAUGGAAUAAAGUUUCAUAUGAACUUAUGCAGCUGGCUCGUCAGUGGCAUUUUAUACAGCUUAUUUUAUACUACGGUAAUAACAAUAUCGAUUACAGAAGCUUUUGACAAUCCAUUUCUGUUUCACGGAAAUUCGUUUAUUAUUUGGCUUUUCCUCAUUUUCCACACUGCGCAUCUGAUUGCCUUUGGAAUGCAUAUCGCUUCUUACUUCUCAAACUUUCUAACAAUGAUGAUUAUUAUUCUGAUCCUGUAUGGAGGAGCUUCUUUAUUCCAAGGAUAUUUAAUAGAUAGUUUUAUAUAUUCAAUUAUACCAUACCUUGGAAUUAUUUUCCCCAACAUAUUGUUAUUUAGAAUGUUUCAAGAAAUGAACCUCUACGAAACGCUGGCCACAGGAGUUCAGUGGAGCAACAUGUUUCGAAACGCAGAUUCCUCUUAUUCAGCUGCUGGCAGUAUCGGUGUUAUGAUGUUAUUUUCGAUUAUCGGUACUGCUCUACAUUUUUUUUUAUGUGUUCACAUUUACACGAUAUUUCCUGGAAAAUUUGGUAUUCAAAAACAUCCAUUCUACUUUUUACAGAAGAAAGCUAAAUUCUACGAAGAAUUAGAUAAAGAAUUAGAAGAAUUUAAUUACGAUAACGCUGACGGAACGCCUUUUGAAAAAACACCCAGUGGGAUCUUUGCUCCUACUAUACAAAUUCGCAAUAUUAAAAAAUCGUACAAAAAGGAUUUAUGGAAUAAAAAUACACAAGAAGCAUUAAAUGGAAUUUCCAUCGAUAUUCACAAAGGCCAAAUUACAACUGUACUGGGCCAUAAUGGGUCUGGAAAAACUGCAAUGAUGUCCAUUUUAGCAGGUUUAUCUAGUCCUACCGAAGGAGUUGUACUUAUAGACGGGAAAAGUAUAAGUGACUUUUAUACAACUUUCUCAACAGAUUUAAGUUUCUGUCCACAAGAAAAUAUGUUUUUUCCCUAUCUGACUGUGAUAGAACAAAUGGAAUUUUUUGGAACGAUUAAAUGUUUAAAUAAAUCCGUGAGUCAACUUAAAAUGCUGUCUUUUCACGUCGAAAAGUUAUUAAGAAAACUAAAAAUUUAUGACAAGCGGAACUAUUUCCCCGAGGAAUUGCCUAAAAAUCAGCAAAGAAGGUUGUGUCUUGGCUUGAACCUAAUAACAAGUAAUGCAAAAAUUUUACUUUUCGAUGAACCCACAUCUGGAAUGGACGCUGAAAGCAAAAGAGAUACUUGGAAUAUGUUACUGGAAAUGAAAUGCGAAAAAACCAUCUUGAUCAGUACCCAGGAUACAGAAGAAGCUGACAUACUUAGUGACAAGAUCGCAAUUCUUCAUUUGGGAAAGUUAAAAAGCUAUGGAACCCCAAUCUUUUUGAAGAAACUAUACGGUCAAGGAAAUAUCGAAAUCACAUUCUCGAUAACCUCAUGGUGUGACACCGAAAUAGUUAGAAAAGAACUAAGCGAAGAAACUGAGCUUCUAAGAUUAGAAGAUGAAACAAUGGUUAUAUGUGUUCCAUACACAGACCAGUUAGCGGAAUCUUUAGAUGAAAUCGAAAGUAAAAAACGCGAUCUUGGUGUGACUGCUAUAAACGUCUCUCUAGUUACGUUAGAACAAGUUUUUCUGAAUUCAUUUUGUAAAUGCAAAAAGCAAUCACUUCAACUGUUUUCUCCAAGGGUGACAAAAAAGGAAGAAGAUGUUGAUUUCUCUCGACCUUUCGUAAACCUAGCAUAUUGUUCAAAAGACUACGAACUACUAUUGCAAACUAUAUAUGCAUUAUUUGAGAAGAAUUUCAUAAGAACUAGAAGAAGCUUGAGUAUACUUCUCCCUAUUAUGCUACUUCCGCUCAUAAGCAUUCUUCUGAUGACACUGAAUUACUCUUCUCUUAGUGAGACACACGAAUCUAGAUCUUUAAACCUUGGUCUCUACAAUAAUCCGCAGGUGAUGCUUUCUACAACUAAUGAAACCCUUCGCAACAAAUUAAAAAAUUUUGUUGAUAAUUCUAGUGGAACCACAAUUAACAUCGAUCCGAAUCUAAAUCUACAGAAUGAAAUUCUGCAAUUUUCGGAAAAGGAUAUUGCUGCGUUCCGUAACCACCUGAUAACAGCCAUAGAGUUCAAUGCAACCGCAAAAUCAAUCAACGCCAAUGCUCUUUAUUCAGAAACGGCAUUAUUUAGCAUUCCUAUAGGAGUAAACAUCAUAUCAAAUGUUAUGAUAAAAACAUUAGCUGGGGAUGAUUACAAUAUCCAUAUAUCAGACCACCCGCUUCCAACACUCAGAGAUAUUUCUGAGUUAAAUUCAGGGGUACUAACUCUUUUACUUAUAUGCUUUCUCUAUCCGGCUGUGUCACUUUAUGUGCUUCAUCCAGCAAAAGAACUCUCUUCUGGCGUUAAGCAUCUUCAAAUAAUGUCAGGGGUUUCUCCUAUUACAUACUGGAGUACUCAAUUCGUUUUUGACUUGUUUGUCUUCUUCAUUUCGGUAAUGCUCUGUUUGAUUGGAUUUCGCUUAAUGGAUCUGGUGAUCGGUCUGCAGUGUUUCCAAGCAACCGAACUAGCUGUUAUGGCACUGCUACUUAUGUUGUUUGCUGUUAAUGUUCUACCACUUCUGUACAUAUUCAGUUUCGUGAAGAUGUCGAAGACUGCCCUCGUUACUUUGUUGAGCUUUUUACCUAUGAUUUGCAUCUUUGUUGAGAUAGUGAAUCCGGGGAAAGUAUUUCAACUUAUUCCAUAUAACAGUUUCUUCAACGCACAUAUUAGUUUUCUAAACGUAGGAAUUAAAAAUGCCCAUUGUCGAUAUUUGGCACGCCAUCAAUCUGUUCAAUUGAUCGAAAUAUUUUGUGAAGAGAUGGAUUGUGUAAAUGGAACUUGUCAUAAACACAUACCCUACUUUGGAAAAUACGCCUUGUUUUCAUAUUCGAGAGUAACAAUGGAUGAAAGUGUUGCAUAUUUAUCGUUGACGCCGUUCAUAUAUUUUGCUAUUUUAGCUCUAAUAGAACUCAAUCUAUGGCAAAAGGUUUUAACGAGAUUUUUUAAUAAAAAUCCAAUAGCAAGCAACGAGGAAGUAGAUGAUCAAGUAAGGGAAGAAAAAUACUCAGUGGAAUUCGAAGUCAAUAAAUUAAAGUCUGAGAAAGCUUCCAAGAAAGAUAACAAGUUGUUGUCGGACGCCAUUCAUGAGGGUGAAAAUACAUUCCUACUACAUGAGUUAAGUAAAUAUUACAAAUCGAAGCCAAUUGUAUCAGACGUUAGUUUUUCCGUCAAAUCUGGCGAAUGCUUUGGAUUACUUGGAGUGAAUGGUGCAGGCAAAAGUACAAUUUUCAGAAUACUCACUGGCGAAGAACUUCCAAAUAAAGGGGACAUGUUUUUAGGAGAAAAAGACAUAUUCACUGAAAAAAGAGAGUAUCUUUCAAAAAUGGGCUAUUGUCCUCAAAAUACAGCCCUAAUUGAUUCACUUAAUGUAAGAGACCAUCUGAGAUUAUUUGCAUUCAUUAGAGGAGUUCCAAAACAUCAAGUUGAUUCUAAAGUUGAAGAGUGGAUUAAUAGACUUAAUUUGAGUGAAUGUGCUUCUCGUCCAAGCGCGACAUAUAGUGUAGGAAACAAAAGAUGUUUAAGCAUUGCAAUGGCUUUUAUUGGUCAACCUGAUUUAGUAUUAUUGGAUGAGCCCACGACUGGGGUUGAUCCUGCCUCUCGAAAAUCACUUUGGAAUAUGAUUAAAUCGUUUUUAAGAUCCGGACAAUCAGUUAUACUUACGUCCCAAAGUAUGGAAGAAUGUGAAGCCUUGUGUAACCGACUAGCCAUAAUGUCAAAAGGUCGUCUUGUCUGUAUUGGACCAACUCAAAAAUUGAAAGAGCGUUUUGGCCAUGGUUAUAACAUACAUAUAGAAUUAAACCUUGAACGAACACAAGCUGAAACGGAAGCUAUAAAAACUGAUAUUGAAAAUGCUUUAAAUUGUGAACUUGGAGACGAACAUGUGGGAUAUAUGACUUUCUUUGUCACUAAUUCUGAGACACCUUGGAAGACAAUGUAUGAGUUAAUGAAUGGAUUAAAAUAUAAGUAUCCCUGUAUAGUAGAUUUUACCAUACUUUCAGCUACUUUGGAACAAGUCUUUCUACGAUUCGCAAAAGCUGAUAUACAUUAGUUCCUUGUUUUCCAGUAAUACAUUGGUCGAAAAAGAGAUGUACUUAUUAAGAAAUGCUUCCAGUGUUAAUUUCAGAUAUUUAAGGUCGUUUAGCAUAAUAUGUAUGUGUAAAUAAAUCUUAUACUGUCGUAA